This is a messenger RNA of Penicillium verhagenii, 1314 nucleotides long. RefSeq lists its product as uncharacterized. Lineage: Eukaryota; Fungi; Ascomycota; Eurotiomycetes; Eurotiales; Aspergillaceae. The coding region runs from base 1 to 1314 and encodes 437 amino acids. The transcript has a single exon. The record is from RefSeq and is a predicted model, not a curated record.
AUGGAUUACUUUUCUCCCUUUGAGCCAUCUGUGGAGCACCUAGAUCCCACAACUGCCAUCCUAGAAUACUUCGGUCUAAGCUGUGAAGCUGCCGUCCCUGUAUCCGAUCAAAUCCAAUCCUCUGAUCAAAUCCAAUCUUUUGAUCAAAUCCCAUCCUCUGAUCAAAUCCCAUCUUUCGACCAAAUCCAAUCGUUUGAUCAAAUUCCACCUCACAACCAAAUCCAAUUGCUUGACCAAAUCCCAUCUUUCAACCAGAUCCCAGCCCUUGACCAGACGUUUAAGAGCCCAACGCCUCUGGCAAGCCCAUAUACCCCGGAGGGGGUGUACUGGGUAGCAAGCAACAAUUUCGAUAACUUGGGCAACUUCAAUCACAUUUCUAGUAAUCAGCAUGAUAUAGAGAUUGUGGAUUUGGAAGCUGAUUUCACGCCACAAAUUAAUGACUCUUCUAAAGACGACCCAGCCCAAUGUUCUCUCAGGGACUUCCAUAACAAUACCGAGAUCUCAGGCAACUUCAAUUACGUCUCUGGUGAUCAGCUUGCCAAAGAGGUCGUGGAUUUGACAAGUGACGAUAUCGAGGUCUCGAACAACUUCGUCGUCCCUGGUGAUAAAAAUUCCAUGGAGAUCGUGUAUUUGGAAGCCGAUAUCACUCCAAACGCUAAAGACUCUUCCGAAGCCGCAUCAGAGAAAACAACCCUUGCCGAAAAUGCCCUCAAGGACUUCUAUCGGACGAUUAAGACGAAGAAGAUGUGCUGGCUCAACAACUCUGAGACUGCCACCUCCGAGGCCAAUCGCACUUACAAGGAGAUGAACAAGGACAAUAAAAAAGUCCUUGCUAAAGUCUCGUAUGCCGCUUGCGUUGGUAUUGUGGGAACAAAUGACCGCGUUCGACGCGCCUUGGGAGGGACAUUCAAUAAAGCGGUGACGGCAAUCGGCUCCUUCUCAGAAGAAGAAGCGAUUCCCUUUUUCAUAAGGGACAGGAACGGGAAGGAAAUCUGCCAAGGGAGCGGAGUAAAGAAGGUGAAGACAGCGAAGAAAGUGAAGAAAGGGAAGAAAGGGAAGAAAGGGAAGAAAGGGAAGAAAGGGAAGAAAGGGAAGAAAGGGAAGAAAGGGAAGAGGGUCACCAAAAAAAUCACCAAAACCGGCGAAGUCAAGAAAGCCCCAGCUCAGAAACCCUACAAUCCAAGCAUUGACGAGCUUGCUAGGAUGUUGGAAGAAGAGUUGGAGAGGGCCAUCGAGCCAUCGGCCGACGUAUAUAACCCGACGGACCUUGAGCUGGCGAGGAUGAUGGAAGAAGAGCUGGCCAGACAGUCGUGA